AUGGCACACACGGAAGGUCAGCACGAGACAGGCAGGGGAGACGGGAGAGAGACGGAGGGAGGCGUAUGUGUGUUCUGUCUGUGUGUUGUGUGUUGUGUGUGCAGAGGAGAUCUAUUUCCACCCGCUGACGUACAAGACGAGGGUGUGCCCGUCUCGCUCAUGCAGCCGCAAGCACUGCCCCUUCAUUCACGGCUUCGCUGAGGAGCGGAGAGGUCAGAAACUCCACACACAGACAGACACAUCCAAACAAGAGAGAGACCUACGUUCACCUCACCCACCCUGUGUGUGGUGUGUGUGUUGAUUCCAUCCAUCCAUCAGACAUGCGCUACUUGAUGCGUUUCGAGGCCUUCGACGACGCCGGGCUGCCCUACCCACCGAUGGCGACCUUGACCAUCCACACCGACGGCACCACCAUGCUGCAGCUGUCGGCCACCCCCGCACACCCUCCCCUCCUGGACCUCGUGCAGCAGCAGCAGCACCGACACAUCACCACACACAACAAGGCGCCGGUGGUCGUCGGCGACACCGGCGGCGCACCAGACGAAGGCGACGAGAUGGGCACCACGGGCGAGUGCGUGAGCACCACCACGGCGUCAUCCACUCAGUCGACCAUUCCGCCCCCUCCCGUCCUGCUGCCGGCCGGCGUCAUGGCCCCGCACCCCGGCCUGGCCAGUGUGUUCCCGGAUGACCCGCAGGUGUCGUGCCAGCUGGCUGCCCUCUUCAUGGCCUGGGACGGCAUGGUGGACAUGGGCAACUGAGUGAGUGAAUGAACUGGUGAGGGAGGAGGGUGGGGUGAGUGGGGAUGGUCAAUUGUCUGCACGACAAGACAGGUAGGUUGGUUUUCUCAAGUGGAGAGGGCGAGAGAGAGGGAGGGAGGGAGGGAGGGAGAGAGAGGCAGGUGACCAUUUUGCGUUUGCUCCUUUGUGUUGCCUGCAUGUCGUGUAUGCCUGUGUACCUACCAGGGUACAUGUGUCGUGUUCGUGUGUGUUCGUGUGUGUGUGUGUGUGUGUCUGUGUGUGUGGUGCGCUGUAUUGUGACGGUCGGGUGACCUGGGCACACGUCUGCCGGCCAAGUGGCGCGUGGCGUGCAUGUGGCCUGCUUCACGGGACCAGCACCACGACACACAGCAGGGAGCCUUUUUUGUCUUCUACUCCUGUAAGGCCGCACUACAUGUGUACUCCUCGCAAACACACCCACACGCACAUUCACUUGCUGUCUGACGGUGUGUCUGCGUGGUGCACACACACACAAGAGAGAGAGGGAGAGAGGGACCACAUCUAUGGGCGUUCGGCAGAGUGGUUGUUGACGUUCACCGAUGCUGUCGUUUUUUCCCACAGCACGCACACACACCCAUUGUGUGCGUGCCCACACUUCACACGGAAGCCUGGCUGGUGGAUGGUAUUUGUUAACGAACAAACGGCUUUCUGGUGCUGCCUGCUGCCUACUCCCUCCCUCUCUCGAUGCUUUCAUACUUUUAUUUGUGCCAUUACAUACAUACACACACAUCAUGAUGUGUAUUCGCUACAUACAUAUGCAAUGGAUGGAUGGAUGCGUUGUGUAUUCAUUGCGCGAGCGAGACCAGGACAGGACAGCACGGCAAAUGAAGGCAGCAGAGGCCGCAACGAUGCUACCUACCUACUAUAUACAUGUAAAGGUAUGUAUUUGUCACUCACUCCCUCACUCCUUUCUUCCCGCCCAUGGCCAUGCAGACGUGGUACGUGUCGUCGCACUCUUCCCGUCCGUCUCCUCCUCUCUCUUCUGGCUGAAGUGCUUCUUACCACUGAACUGGACUCCCUCACUGCAUACGUCUGUGUGUGUAUGUGCCCCUUUCUCUACUUGCGUGUGUGUGUGUGUCACACGCGGGUCUAUAAUUCGUCCAAGCUUGGUGUCUUCCUUCCCGCCUGCCUGCCUGUCUGUCUGUCUCUCUGUCUGUGUGUUCGUGUGCGUAUGAGCAUGGCCAUGGUAUACAGGUGGGGCCGGCACCAGGCCUGGCCAGCGCUUAUAAUAUCUUGCAUGUUAUAUGUAUCUCCUUUCUACAGGUACCGACCGAUCGUAUCUCUUUCUCUCUGCGUGUGAGUGGCAUGAGUGAGCGAGUGCCUGCCGUGUGUAUCCUAUACAUGCCUGCCUGCCAGCGCAUGCCAUGGUGCGGUUGCUAUUCGUCCGUGUGUGUGCGCGUGCGUAUUGCUGUAUACUGACGGUUCGCUCUUCGUGCGCUCCGUCAACCUGUGUGUCUAUCUCUGUGGGUGUGAACGUGUUGCUGGCUGUGUCAUGAUCGCUCGCUCCAUCGCCCCAUCUGUGUCUGAGUGUGUUCACCUUUCUGGCUGCCGCCCUGCCUGUCUGACCGUCUGCGUUGAUUCCUUUGGUUGGUCUGCUCUGCCCUUCCCGGCCUUGCCGGCCGACCGACCGAUCGUAUCUUUCUCGUUUUCCCUCCCCUCGCGUCGCUGUCUUGAUGAAUGAUGUCACCACCGUGUUCCUCUUCACUCCUCACCUUCCUCGAUGAUGCAGACUGGAUGAUACACACAAGGUAUCCAUCACGUCUGUGUCGUCCAGGUUGGUCAUGGUUGGAAAGAAACAGUGGAAGACAUCAGAUUGCCGAGUGGGGCACGGCACGGCAAGAGUGUGGCUGCCACCCCAUCCCACCCCACCCUGCUGACUGACUGACCGAUCGCAUGCAUCUCCUCUUCCUCACACCAUCUACCAUCCAUCCUUGCCAUCUCCGCGGUCUCCCCACCUUCCCGGAGCCACUGUGUAAACACACAUACGUAACAUACACACACAGGUGUGCGAGCAAGGACGCGACAUGACAUGGGGUGGGUUGAUGGCCUUUGAAGCGAGCCGACAGACAGACAGACAAGUCUGUUGUGCACGUGAGUGGGAGGGGUGGAUAGAUAGGUGCUUCGUUUGUUCAUUGAAAUCGCAGGAGCGAGAGCGAGAGAGAGAGAGAGAGAGAGAGAAGCCAGGGAGGUCCGAUUGAUUCACCGACACACGCGCGCAGCACAGACAGGUGGAAUUCUUCUCUCAACGGACUCACUCACACACAUGGAUGGAUGGAUGGAUGGUCUGUAGGCCUGUCUGUCGCGUCGAUUUUGAGCUGAGCUGUCUGUCUGUCUGUCUCGUCUGCGUCUGAUCGCACGCACCGCACCAUGCCUGCCUAGUGGACCGAAGGCGAGUGAAGGGGAUGGGAUUCUGU
Molecule: messenger RNA, 3190 nt
Organism: Vitrella brassicaformis
Lineage: Eukaryota; Vitrellaceae
Source: the annotation of a GenBank genome assembly